Topomyia yanbarensis is the source of this 1559-nucleotide messenger RNA. RefSeq names its product gustatory receptor for sugar taste 64a-like. Gene Ontology annotation, molecular function: sweet taste receptor activity. The record is from RefSeq and is a predicted model, not a curated record. The transcript has 8 exons. Gene Ontology annotation, cellular component: membrane. Gene Ontology annotation, biological process: detection of chemical stimulus involved in sensory perception of taste; sensory perception of sweet taste. Bases 1 to 1302 code for a protein of 433 amino acids. NCBI's taxonomy places the organism in Eukaryota, Metazoa, Arthropoda, Insecta, Diptera, Culicidae.
AUGCCAUGCAAUGCGCAUAGACAAGAUCCCCACAAACAGCAUUUUUGUAAUCACCUGGUUAUCCCUUCCCCCAAACACAACCACGGACAGAUGAUGGGCAUAUUCCCAAUAUCCGGUGUUUUCAGCCAUGAUGCGCACAAAAUCCGUCUGGACUGGGUAUCAGUUCCUGUGAUUCUUAAUCUAGUUGUUUUGGCCACCGCUCUUUUCAAUGUAACUACGGAAUACUUCCGCCUUCAGGACGUAGGCAUCAAUCCGAAAAAUAUCAACGGUUUAUUGUUCUUCAUCGAUUGUAUUACCAUCAGUGUACUUUUUCUGCACGUAGCCACCAAGUGGAACAAAGUUGCAAUCAUGUGGGAACAAGUGGACCGUAUCUUCGUCCAGGAACCGUACGGGACGUUCAGCUCUCGGUGGACAUUGCGCCGGAAGAUACGUAUCGCUACCGUAGUUCUUCUGCUUUUGGCCUUAGCUGAACACUUGCUGUCCAUUGUGAGCCUUGCAAAUGAGCAACGCGAAGAAAUCAAAAAAUGUGGCUGGGAGAAAAACAUCACUGAUAUAUUUCGACAUUUUGCACUACGAAAAUUUCCAAAUGUGUACGUGAAGUUUCCGUACAGUACAUUCUCAGCGGUUUAUUUUUUGUACAUUUCGGCUGCCCUCACCGUCUACUGGAACUUCCUGGACAUAUUCAUUAUCCUGGUGAGCAUUGCAAUUGCAACCCGAUUCGGACAGAUCCACACAUAUCUGCGAACGAUGACCAACGGUGGUCUACUGCCUAACGAACAAUUAUGGGUACGUGUCCGUACCCACUAUGUCUCAGUUUGUGAACUGUUGGAGUUGGUCGAUCGGACCGUAUCGUGGCUCGUGCUGGUAUCAUGCACUACAAAUCUAUACUUUAUUUGUCUGCAGAUACUGAAUGUCUCACAGAAACUGCUGUACAUAAUGAGCGACAUAUACUAUUGGUUUUCGCUACUGUUUCUGAUAGGACGGACUGCGACGAUGUUUCUGUGUGCUGCUCGCAUUCACGAAACAGCGAAGAAGCCCAUGGACGUCGUGUCCAAGAUCCCAAAUGCUGGAUGGUGCGUAGAGUUGGAUCGAUUUGCAACCCAGUUGAAGAGCGAAACGGUGGCCCUCACCGGGAUGGGAUUUUUCAACAUGACACGCCAGUUGCUAUUUUCGAUGGCCGGAACGAUUGUGACAUACGAGCUGGUGAUGCUGAAGUUCGACAAAGAGACUAAAGGCAGGGGAUAUAUCCGACCCUGUACGUUCUUUGACAUCGAGAAAAGCUGGCUAAUGCCAGGACGCUAAACAAACGGCCAGCUCAUUUUUAUCGAGAAAACCAAAUCGAUGCAGAUAAAGACGAGGUUAAUGUUGGCAGUCCAACCUCCAUCGAUGUGCGGAUAGUGACCAAGACGACGAAUUAUAAUCCACAAUGGAGUGAUACCGGUUUUGGAGAAGAUGUUUCCACACGCACAGGUUUGUUCGUGGGUCUUCUGAUGGCAACGGAUGACCUUAGCUAAGCCGCGCACCGAACUGUCUGCCCGAUCGAGCACUACGCAACUCAC